Messenger RNA from Salmo salar (Atlantic salmon), 927 nucleotides. RefSeq names its product ciliary microtubule inner protein 5 (gene cimip5). The record is from RefSeq and is marked provisional. Lineage: Eukaryota; Metazoa; Chordata; Actinopteri; Salmoniformes; Salmonidae.
GGAGAAGUAAACAAUAGAAAGCUGAGCCCUGACCUAGAGACAAAAGCCGUCUACAAGGCAGUAGUGAUUGGGGGCACAUCCGCACUCAGUUCUAAAUUGAUACAAUUUGUCUUUGUAAAGUUAGAAUGGAUACGAAAGGCAGCAAACGCGCAACUUCAGCAGGCUACCGAUUGCCAGACCCACCUAACGUCGCUUUGAUAUCACCGUCCUCGGUCUCUGUGUGCAAACUUCCGCCGGACAGGACUCGAAACACCCGCGGCGGAGAGAGUCCUUGGGAGAACCCCGACUCUCGCGACCCAGUCAAACAGGAUCAAGUCUGGCGCGAGUUCGUGCGCGCAGAGAGGAAUGGAGUGAAAGAAUGGCAGAAGAAUUGGAGUUUUCUCAAGAACUAUGAUCAGCUGGGUAACCACAGGGCAGAGAGCCCUUUACCAAACUAUGUGCCAGUGUUUUCUGACCAUAUCCCCAACACCACCAACCAGAUGUUUGGGAGUCGUGUGUGCACACCACUGGGCAGGGAGCUGAUGAGAAUGGAUAAGCUGUUAAUUGGAAGCUAUAGCAAGUGCAAGCCGGGUCCAGAUAUGCAGCCUUGCUAGCAUCAGCAGGGAAUAAGACUCACCCAAGGAUGUCCACUAUCAAUCUCGCCUUCCAAAAGAGAGCAUAUCAGUUCCAUUUUAAAGGUGUAGCUCGUGUUCAUGUAGCUGGUGAUGGCUGAUAUGUUCCUUGAAUUGAGGUUUUACUCAUAUUCUUUGGAGGCUUGCUUUACAUUUUCAAGAAAUCUAUUUUAACUGAUAGCUGCUCAUGUGUUUGACCUGUGAAGAGUUUACACAUUGCCAAUAGAUCUAGUUGAGACUCUACUUAACUCAGAAAAUGAUGCCAUUUUUGUUACAUUUCUGUUAUAUUUCUCAAUAAAGAAGUACUGUAUAUUGU